UGAAAAACAAACGUGAAUGGGCAAACUGGAUUCAAUUGAUGGGAGACUUUAUAAAUUCAGUAUUUAUGGAUGGAAUCAAUUUGAAUCUGAAUGAAGCGCUUACACAUGGAUCUGAUUAUUACAACGAUUUGACCCAGUUGAUUUCUCAACUUAUAGCCUAUUUCCACCAAGAACUACCAGGAUCUCAGAUAUCCUUUAAUGUGCCGUGGACUCCGAAAUGCAAGAGUAAAAGAUGCUUUGAUUUUUUGGCGAUUUCACACAUGAGUGACUUGUUCUUUGUUGAAUCCUUUAACAUUCCCAACGAUAUGCGGGAAGGUUGUGUUGCAACAACAAGCUCCUCCUACCACAAUGUGUUAACAGGUCUCACCGACUACAUCAAACUGGGCGUUGACUCCAGGAAGCUUGUGAUGGGCGUUCCAUGGUCUGGUUAUGACUACACUUGCAAGCGUUUUUCUGAGGCCGGUAUCUGUGAAUUGGAAAUGACUUCCCAAGAUGACCCCUGUAGCUAUACAGCAGCAGUUGCGAUCCAGUAUAAGGCAAUCAUGCAACGUCUGCCAAGAUCUCUGACUGGGAGGUUCUGGAGUGACGACCAGAAAGCUCCGUAUUUUGUCUACAUGGAUGGUAAAACCUACCACCAGGUCUGGUAUGACGAUCCAGAGAGCAUUUCAAUGAAGUCAACUUUCUUGAAGAGGCUCAAACUCGGUGGCAUUGGUGUGUGGAGUCUAGCUGACGUGGACUACAAUGGAACAGCCUGGGCAACGUUACAUGCUGAGGAAAUGUGGAAUGCCCUCUGUCCUCCAUGAAGAUCAUCCUGAGCUCAGAACAUUUAAUCUCUGUAUAAACUAUCGCUUAGUGUUCCAGGGAAACAGAACAAAUAUGAGCUGCUUUUUAGCAUUAGAAGUGAAAUAAACAUAGAUCUGGAAAACAGACAAUAUUUUAUCCAAUAAAAUUAAGUAAAUCCACUCUAUUCAAAGAAACGUACUAAUCAAAUUACAAAGCGACGAAGAAACUCAACGGGGCAGGCAGCAUCUCGGGAAGGAAUGGGAAGACAACGUUUUGGGUUGGGACUCUUCUUCAGACUGACUGUGAGUUAGUAUAGUAGAGGCACAAGGAGCUGCAGAUGCUGAUUUAUAAAUCGGAAGCAAGUCUUGACCCAAAACUUUGUCCAUUCAUUUCUGUCCACCGAAGCUACCUGAUCCAGAGUUCCUGCAGUACUUUGUGUUUUGCUCAAGAUUUUAGAAUCUGUAGUUCCUUGUCUAUGAUGUAUGACACAAUUUGUAUUGGAAUGUUUACAAUUUGAAACAGAAAUUGUUUUGUAAAUUCAUCAACACUGUAUUAUCUAUCAAUCUGCUUAAAUUCAGCACAAACACAACCUUCUUGACAAUGGAAUUCUUAUAUUGUAGGCAUUUAUCUUUGCCAUUGAGCACCAUUUACAUGGGUU
Molecule: messenger RNA, 1441 nt
Organism: Leucoraja erinaceus (little skate)
Lineage: Eukaryota; Metazoa; Chordata; Chondrichthyes; Rajiformes; Rajidae
Product: di-N-acetylchitobiase-like
Exons: 5
Coding region: 39-803 (254 amino acids)
Biological process (GO): carbohydrate metabolic process; chitin catabolic process
Cellular component (GO): extracellular region
Molecular function (GO): chitinase activity
Source: RefSeq, a predicted model, not a curated record